AUAAAGUCAGGCCGACCAUCAAACCUCUUCAUCCACCCUCAUACAAACAAAGCAGCCGGACUCGCAAAAAGCAGACUCCUUCUUUACUCAUAGUCUCUCUCUCUCUCUCAAUGGAAGCUAAUCCGACCGCAACCUCCGGCACCUCCGUCGACCUGUACGGUCUCUCCGGCACCAAAUAUCUCCCCGAACCCGACGUCGACAUCCUCACCUGCGACGCCAUCCGCAUCCCGGUGCACUCUUGCAUCCUGGCCUCAGUGUCGCCGGUGCUGGAGAACAUAAUCGACCGGCCUCGUAAGCACCGGAGCUCGGAGCGGGUCAUUCCGAUUCUCGGCGUUCCGUACGACGCCGUAUUGGCCUUCGUCCGCUUUCUCUACUCCUCCAGGUGCACAGAAGAGAACAUGGAGAAGUACGGGAUCCAUCUGCUGGCGCUGUCCCACGUGUACUUGGUCCCGCAGCUGAAGAACAGAUGCACGAAGGAGCUUGGUCAACGUUUGACCAUCGAAAACGUGGUGGACGUGCUGCAACUGGCGAAGAUGUGCGAUGCAGCGGAUCUCUACCUCAAAUGCAUGAAGUUGGUCGCUAAUCACUUCAAGGUUGUUGAGACAACUGAAGGAUGGAAAUUCUUGCAAGCUCACGACCCUUGGCUCGAACUCCACAUCAUGCAAUUCAUCGACGAAAUUGAAUCGAGGAAGAAGAGGACAAGGAGGCAUAGAGAGGAGCAGAGGUUGUAUCUCCAGCUGAGUGAGGCAAUGGAGUGCUUGGAGCACAUAUGCAAGGAAGGUUGCACUAGUGUUGGGCCCUACGACAUGGAGCCAGGUUACAAGAAGGGCCCAUGCAGCAAGUUCUCCACGUGUCAAGGCCUCCAGAUGUUGAUCCAGCACUUUGCCACGUGUAAGAGGAGGGUGAAUGGAGGGUGCUUACGUUGCAAGCGCAUGUGGCAGCUUCUUAAGCUUCACUCUUCAAUGUGCGAAGAACCUGAUUCUUGCAGAGUCCCUCUUUGCAGGCAAUUCAAGUUGAAAAUGCAGCAAGAGAAGAAGACGGACGAUGCCAGGUGGAAACUGCUUGUGAAGAAGGUGAUGUCGGCCAAAACCUUAUCUUCCCUGUCUCUGCCAAAGAGGAAGAGGGAGGAAGAAUUAGGAGAAGGAAGAAGCACUUCUACUAUUACUGCUCAUGGAAUUAGAAGCUUCAGAUUGUGAUUAAUUAGUCGUUAAUUAAUUAUUAUAUUUAAGUUGGUAGAAAAUGGGGUUUAACAUUUAUUUAUUAUGUUUAGUUACCAAUAUUGGGGAAGUAUUAUCAUGUCCAAUUUGGUUCCAUCAUUUAUAUGUAGUAAUUUUUUUGACAAUAAAUUUCCACUUGUUUUGGUUACAUUUAUCUCAUCUUUAAUAUUAUGAUAAAUUCGUAAA
Messenger RNA from Malus domestica (apple), 1403 nucleotides. RefSeq names its product BTB/POZ and TAZ domain-containing protein 1. The record is from RefSeq and is a predicted model, not a curated record. Gene Ontology annotation, molecular function: protein binding. Gene Ontology annotation, cellular component: nucleus. NCBI's taxonomy places the organism in Eukaryota, Viridiplantae, Streptophyta, Magnoliopsida, Rosales, Rosaceae.